Molecule: messenger RNA, 2349 nt
Organism: Anarrhichthys ocellatus (wolf-eel)
Lineage: Eukaryota; Metazoa; Chordata; Actinopteri; Perciformes; Anarhichadidae
Product: Bardet-Biedl syndrome 1 protein homolog
Exons: 7
Coding region: 547-2298 (583 amino acids)
Biological process (GO): protein localization to cilium; non-motile cilium assembly
Cellular component (GO): axoneme; centrosome; BBSome
Molecular function (GO): smoothened binding; patched binding
Source: RefSeq, a predicted model, not a curated record
CAAACACCAAAGAAGAAGAAGAAGAAGAAGAAGAAGAAGAAAAAAUAAACACCGUCGGUUGAGAUUGACGUCAUCAGCCGGUGACAGAGCUGAGGACUGAAGCAGAGGAUUUGAAGCGGAUUUGUUGGAUUAGCAGCUAGCUGUUAGCUGCUACUACUUACACUUCAUGUGAAACAGUUUAUAUCGUUUAUGUGGAAGACACGUCACACUGCUCGAGAUCAAACAACCAAUAAAAACGUCAGGAUUCGCCGAGAGGACACGCAGCACACCGGUUUCCUUGACAACGGCGAGCGAGCGUCGUUACCGUCAUUGAUCAGCUGCUGAUGACAGAGUACCAAUACUCUUCAGAGUAAUACUUCUACUACACUACCGUCAUCCGUAACCAAGUACUGUACUCAAGUACAGACUCGAGGUACUUGUACUUUAAUUGAGUACCUUUUAUUCUCCCUCUCUAAUUCUCAGAGGUCUCCCCUGUACCAGGACUCUCCUGAACCAGGUCUCUCCUGAACCAGGUCUCUCCUGUACCAGGACUCUCCUGCUGCCGUCAUGUCAUCGGUGGACUCGGGCGGUGACGGUGGGAGGUGGCUGGACGCUCACUACGACCCGGUAGCCGGUCUGUACACCUUCUCGUCCUGCGUGGACGUGGCGGACCUGAGUGGUGACGGUGAGAGCCGGCUGGUGGUGGGGGACCUGGGCUCCGGCUCGUCGGGCAUGAAGCUCAAGGUGUACCGCGGCACAGCGCUGAUGAGCGAGAGCACCCUGCUGGACCUGCCCGCCGGCCUCGUCGCCUUCUUCAUGGACCUGCACGAACCACGCAUACCCGCGGUUGCUGUGGCGUCCGGACCCUGCAUCUACGUCUACAAGAACCUGAGACCAUACUUCAAGUUCACACUGCCGGGCCUGGAGGUCAACUCACUGGAGCAGGACGUGUGGCAGCAGGCAAGGGAGGGCGGGAUCGACCCCGUGACGUUGAGGGAGAUGUUGGAGAGCAUCAGGAAGAAGGCCAACGUCCCGCUGUCUGUCCGCUCGCUCCGGUUCCUGUCCCUGGAGACCGGAGACAUGGACGAGUUCGUCCAGCUGCACAAGCAGCAGCCAAUCAGACGGCAGACCGUCAUCACCUGCAUCGGGACCCUGAAGAAGAGCACUGCGGACGAGGACGGCGUCAGCUGUCUGGUGAUUGGUACGGAGAGCAGCGACGUCUUCGUCCUCGACCCCGAGGCCUUCAUCAUCCUCUCCAAGAUGUCACUGCCGGCCGCUCCCACCAUGAUGGACGUGACGGGGCAGUUCGACGUGGAGUUUCGCAUCACGGUGGCGUGUCGCAACGGAAACAUCUACAUUCUGCGCAGGGACUCUGAUAAACCGAAGUACAGCAUCGAGCUGUCGUGUCACCCGGUGGGUCUGGUGAGGGUCGGGAAGAACGUGGUGGUCGGCUGCACCGACGAGAGCCUGCAGGGCUUCACACAGAAGGGUAAGAAGCUGUGGAGGGCCGUCCUCCCGGCUCCCAUCACCACCAUGGCUGCCAUGGACCUCCUCACCAGGGGCUUCCAGGCGGUUCUGGUGGGCUUGGCCAACUGUGAGGUCCACCUCUACCGGGACAAGAACCUGCUGAGCACCAUCAAGACGCCCGACGUGGUCACCAGCAUCUGCUUCGGCCGGUAUGGACGCGAGGACGGGACCCUCAUCGUGACCACCAAGGGCGGGGGUCUGAUGGUGAAGAUCCUGAAGAGGACCGCGGCCUUUGACGACCGGGACGGAACUGCUGGGCCGCCGCCGGCCCAGAGCGUCCGCCUCAACGUGCCCAAGAAGACCAAGCUGUACGUGGACCAGACGCUGAGGGAGCGUGAGAGCGGCCUGGCGAUGCACCGCGCCUUCCAGAUGGACCUGAGCCGCCUGCGCCUGUCCGCUGCCAAGUCCUACGUCAAGGCCCUGGAGUCCAGCCUGACGCCAAUGUCCUCCAGCCUCACAGAGCCGCUCAAGAUGAACGCCGUGGUUCAGGGUCUGGGCCCGGCCUUCAAAUUGACCCUGAACGUCCAGAACACGGCGGCGUGUCGGCCCGUCAUGAACCUGGCCGUCAGCUUCCUGUACGACGAGAGCCUGUACCGGAUGAGGAACCCGUACAUGAGGAUCCCUCUGCUGGUGCCCGGACUCGUCUACCCAGUCGAGACCUUCGUGGAGUGCACCAGCGACAAGGGCAUCUCUGACAUCAUCAAGGUGUUCGUCCUGCAUGAGGGGCGGAGCUCCCCACUGCUGACCGCACACAUCAACAUGCCCAUCAGCGAAGGACUGACACUCAACUGACAACGCUUCCACUUCAUUCAGUAAUGACUCCAAACAUCAUGGGACUGAUCU